UGGGUAUUAACUCCUAGCAUCCUCUACCACAAUAGGGUAUCAUCAGUUUCUGUCCUCAGUCACAGCAACCAUGAAGGUCUUGGUCCUCGUAUGCUUGGGUCUGGUAACCCUGGUGGCAGCCCGACCCUCGAACGAUAUCAUCGACUUCGAGACUGACCACAUGGAGCACGAGCAGGAGGGCCAGCCAGGAAGGGCCGUCGAGGGCGAGUACUCCUGGGUAGCACCCGACGGCAACGAGUACGUCGUCAAGUACGUCGCUGACCACUUAGGCUACAGGGUGGUCGAGGACAACGUCUUGCCCGAAGUGGUUGAGGUCGUUCCUGUAGAAGACGCCGAAGAAGAGGAUGACGAAGAACCAGCUGUCAGGGCUAUUGAGGAGGAGGAGGAGGAAGUAGAAGAAGCUGAGGAGGAGGAGGAGGAUGAGCUGGAGGAGUGAAUGACAUAAGAAUAAAGUGUAUAAUUAAUGUGAGAAAUAAGAGAUUUUAACGCAGAGUUUAUCAAACAUUAUGUGAAUUUUAUUUUACGAAAUAUAGAUUGAUAUUUUAACAAA
Macrobrachium nipponense is the source of this 550-nucleotide messenger RNA. RefSeq names its product larval cuticle protein 16/17-like. NCBI's taxonomy places the organism in Eukaryota, Metazoa, Arthropoda, Malacostraca, Decapoda, Palaemonidae. The record is from RefSeq and is a predicted model, not a curated record. The coding region runs from base 71 to 436 and encodes 121 amino acids. Gene Ontology annotation, cellular component: chitin-based extracellular matrix. Gene Ontology annotation, molecular function: structural constituent of chitin-based larval cuticle. The transcript is spliced from 2 exons.